This is a messenger RNA of Benincasa hispida (wax gourd), 2327 nucleotides long. RefSeq names its product guanosine-3',5'-bis (diphosphate) 3'-pyrophosphohydrolase, putative (DUF2215). The record is from RefSeq and is a predicted model, not a curated record. Lineage: Eukaryota; Viridiplantae; Streptophyta; Magnoliopsida; Cucurbitales; Cucurbitaceae.
CGGAGCUUUAGAAGACGCUCAUUAUCACACAGACCAUGGAAGAUCAAACCUGCAAAGAAAUUCAAAUCCAUAGACCGCCACAUUCUUUUUCCAUUAGGCAAAACCUCCAUCUCCAAGCUCACCCAAUUCCAAUAGCGAUUAUGGCCGCCUCAUCCUCCCUGCCCAUUUCCCUUCUUCUCUUUUCCAUCCUCUCUCUCUCCUUCCUUUGCCACGCCGCUCACGACACCGCCCUCAAGAGUAUUGACCUCGAGCACCCAGCUGAAGAUAUAUUUCCAUCUUCACUUUCUGGAGCCAGUGAUAUACAAUGUGAUCGUGUUCGGAUUUCUGGUCUUUCAAGAUUAAAACUUGGAAGUUUUGCCAGUUCUUUUCGAGUCACUGCAGUUCCAUCUGUUGCUAUUCCUGAAAGACAACAUACAAAAAUUCAGGUUUGUUUUCACUGGAACAAUUCACUUGGAUUGUGUCUGUGUGAAGAUGAUGAGUGGAAAACUUUUCAAAAGGGAUUGUGGAGCUCCACCAUGUCUCCUUAUGAAGUCAGAUAUAUUGAUGUUAAAGUUAUUAAUGCCACGCCUCUAAGUGGUCCUGUCACAAUUGCUAUUGAAGAAGAUUUUCAAAGGUGGCGUCUGUUGUGUCUAGCUUUGGGAUUUAUGUUGCUCCUGCUUGCUCCUGUUGUCAGCAGCUGGGUUCCUUUUUAUUACAGCAGUUCAAUGGCACUCGGCAUUUUCCUCGUCGUGUUAAUCAUUCUUUUUCAGGGAAUGAAGUUGUUGCCAACUGGAAGGAAGAAUGUCCUUUACCUCACUGUAUAUGGAUCAGUGCUUGGAGCAGGAUCCUAUCUUGUUCACCACUUUGCAAUGUUGGUAAAUUCAAUUCUUCUCAGUUUUGGACUGAAAGAAGAGAUGCAUAAUCCUGUUGCCAUCUUUUUACUUCUGGGGAUCGUUCUUUCUGGAGCUGCCUUGGGUUACUGGAUUGUCCGAAAGUUUGUGAUCUCAGAGGAUGGGAAUGUUGAUGUUGGUGUGGCCCAGUUUGUAAAAUGGGCAAUGCGUAUAAUCGGAGCUACGUCUAUCUUUCAGAGUACCUCUGACGCUCCUUUAGCACUUGGUGCCUUUGUUUGCUGUUGGGCCGUCUGCUAUCUUAUCUCCUCUUUGAAGCGGCUUGGUACCAUGAAUCAAUCAUAUUCUGGAUCUGGCAGCCCUUGGAAACGGCAGAAUAAGCAAAUUGUUGGGAAGCGGAUUCAUCCUGAAUUCCUUAGCCGAUCAAACCCUCAAGACAGGAAAUGGAGAGUUUCUGAUAGCCACAGCCCAGCUUGGCCGAAUUCGCCUGUUAAAGGGAUGAUCUCUCCGUCCUCCGGGGUGCAAGGUCAAGACUACUACUCGACCUUCCACAAGACCCGCAACCGAAAGAAGUUCACAAAGAAGGCCUGGGAUGAUUUCACUAGAGAUUCGACCCGACAGGCAUUGGCAGAGUGGGCAUCAUCCCCUGAAUUCACAGAUUGGAUCAUGGAGCAUGCGGACAGGAUUCAACUGCUCCCAAGUGAUAGUUCAGAUGAAGCUGUUGGAAGUGAAUCUGAUUCAACCAAUGAGAAUGUUGUUGCUAGUGGCAGUAGGUUCAACUUUUUAAACUGGUAAGACUAGGCAUCUGUAUCUCCUAACAUGGAUAAGCAUAGGAUCUAGGUUAGUAGGUUCUUAGGAAAUUUGAUUCUGCCGGUUGAGAUGCACGAGUUUGGCGAAUUUUCUGAACCACAAAUCUAACAGCUAGAAGUGUCUCAUAGAUUAGGUCAACCUGUGAAUUUGCGACCCUGACACACAUGGAAAAAUCGACCUGGCCUGAUACUUCACCGGUAUCAUAUACCGUGUUAUGUUGUGUCACGUGAUUUUAUUCAUCGCAUUUGUUGAAUUGGCCAGCAUGGAAUCGAGUCAAUCUAAGAUGUAACCACGACCUGAAGUGUUAUAUGUUUCAGAAUCAUCCAUGAUUCAACACAAUCUGCAACUCUGCAAGCCAGAGACGAGGUGGGAUGCGUUUGACACCUCUACUACACACAGCUUUUUAUGGCAUUUUUUUAGUCCUAGAGAUUGAAGCCACAUACCUCCUUCCCAGUUGAGUUUCAUAACUGUCUGAAUGUAUGGGAAUGAGUGGUGCAGUUUCUUUCCAUUUUUUUUUAUAACGGUUGUCAUUUUCAAGAAUAUUCUAAUUGUAAUCAUUGUUCUUUUGUAAUAGUCUAUCAUUUAAUUGUCUAGAUGAGACAUCUGAAUUUAUUUUUGGCAAUGUAAACUAAAGAAACUUGGAAUAUAUAGAUGAAAAGAAAGAAAAAUGAAUAAUAGAAAAUUAACAUA